AUGCUAAACGCUAUACCGGACAGACGCAGCAUCAGUGAGAUUGCUGAUGGCCCUGGGUUUCUAACGCCGAAUGAACCAGUCGAUGAAAGUUCAGACAUCGAAUUCAACGGACAGUCAAAAAUAUCUCGUCAUGAGUCAAUCAGUCUGGGUGAACGACGUAAAUCAUCUGUAUAUUCAAAUAGAAGUGGAGAAUCCAGUAUCGAACUUCCGCAGCCCAAUGCUACCGUAGAAUCAGUUGAACGACCCAUCUUUGAAGGAAUUCGUUUGGAUGCUGUUCCUUCUCAAAGUCCAUGGGUUCGGCUGUGUGCUGAAUGUAUUGCAGAAUUAUUUGGUACUGCUAUUCUUGUCCUGUUCGGAUGUUCAGGCAUUGCUCAGUACACACUCUCACGUGGUGUUCUCGCAAGUUUUCUGUCAGUCAAUUUUGCUUUCGGUUUCGGAGCUUUGAUCGCUGUGUAUGUUGCUGGUCCCGUAUCAGGUGCCCAUAUCAAUCCAGCUGUAUCUAUUGCAAUGUUAAGUUUACGCUCGAUUACACCGUUACAAUGUUUCACCUAUAUCAUAUCACAAUUCCUCGGUGCAUUUAUUGCGGCAGGGUUAGUAUUUGGAACAUAUUAUGACGCAAUCAAUCGGUUUGAUGGUGGAGUUAGACAGGUGCAAGGUGAGCAGGCAACUGCGGGCAUAUUUGGCACAUUACCUGCACAGCAUGUUAGUCAAGUAUCGCUUUUCUUUGAUCAAGUUCUAUCAACAGCACUUCUACUCGUUGCUAUUUGUGCAUUAUCGAACAAACGAAAUAAACUUGUAGCUAAUGCACAAAUUCCACUGGCAGUCGGAUUUAUAAUUGUUGCUAUUGGUGUUGCUUUCGGUUACAAUUGCGGUUUUCCAAUCAAUCCAGCGCGUGAUCUCGGUCCACGUUUGUUUACAUUGUGCGUGGGCUACGGUCGAGAAGUGUUUUCGGUCGGUAAUUACUAUUUCUGGAUUCCAUGUGUAGGUCCAGUAUUUGGGGCAUUACUUGGGGCGUGGGUGUAUCACGGUUAUAGUAAAUUAAUGAAAGUACAUAUCGGUGAAGAUGACAGAGAAAUAGCCCGUGCUCGAUAUCAAGUUGAUGUGCAAAAUGUUACUCGGAUGUAA
Molecule: messenger RNA, 1125 nt
Organism: Adineta ricciae
Lineage: Eukaryota; Metazoa; Rotifera; Eurotatoria; Adinetida; Adinetidae
Source: the annotation of a GenBank genome assembly